Chironomus riparius is the source of this 1899-nucleotide messenger RNA. The record is from the annotation of a GenBank genome assembly. Lineage: Eukaryota; Metazoa; Arthropoda; Insecta; Diptera; Chironomidae.
AUGGAUUUAAAGUUUGCAUUUUUAUGGAUUUUUACAGUAACAAUUUUAAGAUCGCCAUGCGUGUCUAAUGCACAAAUUUCUGGAAUGUCUAAUGGUUCUUUAAUUUCAAAAGUUCUUCACGAAAUCACUGACAAAUUUCUUCUGAGAGAAAAAACUUACUUUUCUAUCACAAAGCUUGCAAAUCAGUCAAAUUUAAUACAGGACGUUCUUACUUCAUUCUUGUCAGGUUUUAAGGAAAAAUUUUCAUAUUUUCUUUAUGCGGAACAAAAACUAGUAGGAAUAUUUGAAGGAUCAACAUUUAUUUUUACAGACUAUUUGGAAUAUUUACCUUUAGUUGAUAAAACCUUCACACCAAGACGACAUCUAAGUCAACCUAUAAAGUACUUUGUUUUUGCACGUGACUUAACUUUUCAUCGAUUAAAGUUUUCGAUAGUUGAUGCAUUUAAUAUAAGAAUUCCAAGAAUUAAAGCUACAUUUUAUCAAUACACAUACUUCAUCACCGAUGAGAUUGAUUCGAUAGUUUUAUCGACAGUUGAGUGGUUUGGUCCACAUGGAUGUGACCAUCCACAUGUUUAUAUUAUCAACGUCUUCAAUAAAACAACAAUGCAAUGGAACAAAAGACUUCGAAAUCGUGAAAAGUUUCUGGAUUAUCAUGGAUGUGAAUUAGUCUUCAUGGUUCCAACGGAUCAGGUAGACAGAACUGUUACUCAUUUAUCAGGAUUUGCUUUUGCUAAUUUUAAAACAUGGGAAAUUCAUGGAAUCGCACCUUUAUUCUUUGAGAUUGCUGCAAAAUACUACAACUAUACAGUCGGAUAUCAGCCUGUUGAAAUGAAAACAGGAUGGAUAAAUCGUUCAGAUAAAGAGUUCCUUCCAAUGUUUGUUUUAAAUGGAACUACUAAAUUUCCUCAUGUUUUCUUUGAAAUUUUACCUAUUGAUGCAAUUGGCUAUGUAACAGCAACAUCAAAAGUGGUCGCUAACUUGAAUGUCCAUCUGUUUUUGACACCUGCACCAAAAUACACGCCAUAUGAGAAGUUCUUCUUACCAUUUGAUUUACUGACGUGGAUUUUCUUGUUGAUUACAUUUUCGUCAACAUUCUUGUCGAUUUUUGUCAUCAAUAAUCUCUCAAAAUCCGCACAAAUCAUCAUUUAUGGACAUAAAAUCGAAACACCAAUCUGGAAUGUCAUUAGCAUAUUCUUUGGAAUUUCCCAGACACGAUUGCCAAACAAGAACUUUUCAAGAUUCAUUUUAUUGAUUUUUGUUUAUUUCUGUUUGAUUUUUCGAACUUGUUUCCAAAGUAAAUUCUUUGAAUUUAUGACAAGUGAACCAAGACAUCCACCACCAAAAACUAUUGAGGAUGUGAUUGACAGAGGCUAUAAUAUUUAUGCUAUGGAUGUCACUUCAUUUACAGAAGAAAAUUUAGGCACAUCUACUGUAUGGCCGAAAAUAUUUAGAAUGUCCUCAAACGCAUAUACAACAGCAUAUCUAUUACAAUCACAGAAUUCAUCAGCUAAGAUGGCACUAAUUGUCGACGAACUAUUCACAAUGUUUUUAAGCAUAAAAAAUGAUAUCAAGACUUUGAAUUGGUAUAAACUUGACAACAUUGUUGUUUAUACUUUUCAUGAUGCAUUUGUUUUUAUGGACAAUGCCUUUUAUUUCCGAAUGUAUAAUAAGAUCAUCAAUGACUUCAUACCAACUGGAAUAAUGAAUCAUCUGAUUACAAAUUUUUACAUUCGAAAAUUUGAUUAUGAGAAAAUAAUUGAAGAUCCAAAAGUUCUUAAUCUUGCUGAUCUUGCUUUUGGAUUUAAUAUUUGGCUUUGUGCUUGUUUGGUUUCAGUUUUUGGAUUUAUUGCAGAACAUGUUACUUUUUUGAUAAAAAAUCGGUUGAAAACGUACGCUUAA